AUGGCCCACCCAAAAUCCAUCCUCGCAAUCCUUGCACUGUUGUUUUUCAUCGAGAUCCGUGCGGCGGACCCUGAGCUCCUCGAAGACUUCGCGGUCCCUGAUGGUGUGGAUGAGAAUAAGAUCGAUGGUGGCUUCUUCACGUACACUGGCCUACGUGGAGGUGCACCCUCAUCGAAUGGCGCCGUAGGCCAGAAGAUCAUAUCCGUCCAUGAAUUCCCAGCCCUCAAUGGCAUGGGGCUGUCGUUGGAGCUACUCGAGUUCCCACCAGGUUCUGUGAAUGCACCCCACACGCACCCAAGGGGGGCCGAGAUCCUUUUCGUGAUGGACGGUGUGCUUACAGUCGGUGUGUCGGACGGUAAUGGAAAGCUCUACAAGAAUGUUCUACAAAAGGGCGAUGUAUCCACGGUUCCAAAAUGUAUUCCUAGUACUGAAUUUGAAUUGUGGAUUAUCACGUAUCGUAUCGUACCGUUGGAAAGAAAACUGGUAAAGGGCAAGAUCCUCGUCUGUGAUCAUGCCGUCAAAGGCGAUAUCCCGAUGCUGAUGAACAAUUUCUUCCCUGAUGUUGCCUUCUCUUUUCCUCUCCCAACGGCCCAGAUCAGCGAGGAGGACAACCAUAAGGUCAAGCAGUACUUGAUGACGACCAAGUAA
This is a messenger RNA of Magnolia sinica, 648 nucleotides long. RefSeq names its product germin-like protein 9-3. The record is from RefSeq and is a predicted model, not a curated record. The coding region runs from base 1 to 648 and encodes 215 amino acids. Gene Ontology annotation, cellular component: cell wall. Gene Ontology annotation, molecular function: manganese ion binding. The transcript has 2 exons. Lineage: Eukaryota; Viridiplantae; Streptophyta; Magnoliopsida; Magnoliales; Magnoliaceae.